Messenger RNA from Osmerus eperlanus (European smelt), 4399 nucleotides. RefSeq names its product T-box transcription factor 5a (gene tbx5a). Gene Ontology annotation, molecular function: DNA-binding transcription factor activity, RNA polymerase II-specific; RNA polymerase II cis-regulatory region sequence-specific DNA binding. NCBI's taxonomy places the organism in Eukaryota, Metazoa, Chordata, Actinopteri, Osmeriformes, Osmeridae. Bases 1323 to 2894 code for a protein of 523 amino acids. The record is from RefSeq and is a predicted model, not a curated record. Gene Ontology annotation, biological process: cell fate specification; cardiac left ventricle formation; regulation of transcription by RNA polymerase II. Gene Ontology annotation, cellular component: nucleus. The transcript has 9 exons.
UGUAACAAUCCCGUAAACCGGAUGCGGCUUUCUUACAAUAGCUGCAUCUUAAUUAAACAUAAUUCAACCUAAUGUAGGCUACUCUAUGCGGUGACAUGGGCUUCAGAUAGCCAUAGUGAAUAGGCUUCAUAGCCUUGAAAAAAUAUAUAGCCUACUAUUUUUCUUUUUUAUCCAACCCCAUCAGUUUUCUGUUACCAGCGUAACUUGAUGAAGUUAUUCCUAUCUGGGCCGUUAUCGCGUAAAAAGAUAUUUGUCGCCUUGGGGUGUCAUUCUACUCCCGGUUUUAAGGAAAUGUGGGGCUGUGGAAACGUGUUACUCAGCGCACGCUACCUGCCUCGCUGUUGUUAACCCAGUCCAGUAGGCUGUUUUCAUCUUGUUGUAUAGUCCUGCAUUCUCCUGUGUUACAGUUUACAGCAGGGGUUAUGUCUACAUUAGGUUUUAAAUGCACAAUUAACCUGUUUCCUUAUAGCUACUGCGCCAACCAUUUAAACACGCAUCCUAUCACCCAGUAGUUUUUUAAUCAUAAUAUUACAGAUUUUAUUUUGUUGUUUUGGGGAUGGGGUGGGAUUUGACCCUGGGUUGUUUAUAAAACGCAUAUCAUACUGGGAGUUUUUUGGUCUUAAUUCUGUACAACAGGUUCCUGAAGGGCCGAACAGAGAGAUGCGGAGAGAGAACGGGGUUGGAGCACGAGGGCGGCGAACCAGAAGACCUCAUUUGGGGUUUCACCAAAGCUACUCACACACUGAGCGGGAGCCGUCCAGUCGUCACAGACUUUGAGCUUCCGCCUCGCAACGCGUCCUGUUGGUGCGCGGAGGAGAGCGAGAGAGAGGGAGAGAGAGAGAGAGAGAGAGAGAGAGAGAGAGAGAGAGAGAGGGAGGGGGAUAGAGAGAAGAGAGAGCGGAGGGAGGCAGGAAAGGAAGAAGGAGGUUACGGACCUGCUCCACUGGAACACAUCUACACGGUUUUGUGCUGUCAGAGGGGUAUGCUUAACGUAUAACGUUCCUCGAGUCUAAAAUGUGCAAUAUCGCAACAUAGAGCUUCCUGGAGCUUCCUAGCAAGAACCUUCAACAAGCAUUCGCGCGUGCCGUUUCGCUUUAUUGCACGCUCUCGUAAAUCUGGACUCGCUCUGGAGAAAAAGGGGCAACCCAUGGAGACACUGGAUAGCUUUGUCAGGCGACGGGUUGGGAUUAUACAUUGAAUUGUAAGGAAACUCGUUAAACCAUCGAACGUUUAAAGAAGAAACGAGCAAAACGGUCCAACCGCAACUCUGAAAGUGACGUUAUUGUUUACAAGUUGGGGCCUUGGCCUCCGAAGCUCCAGACAUGGCGGAGCAAGAGCAAACAUUUGGGCUCCCAAGUUCGCCCAGCAAUUCGGAUUCAAAGGAAUUAAACACGGAGACUAAAGCGGAAAAACAAAAUGGAACUUCGACCAAAUCUCCGUCCUCCCAGACAACUUAUAUUCAACAGGGGAUGGAAGGUAUCAAAGUGUACCUGCACGAGAGGGAUCUGUGGGCGAAGUUCCACGAGGUGGGGACGGAGAUGAUCAUUACCAAAGCUGGAAGGCGAAUGUUUCCCAGCUUUAAAGUGAAGGUUACGGGACUGAACCCUAAAACUAAAUACAUCCUGCUCAUGGACGUGGUGCCAGCUGAUGACCAUCGCUACAAAUUCGCAGAUAAUAAAUGGUCCGUGACGGGGAAAGCCGAGCCCGCCAUGCCCGGGAGGCUGUACGUUCACCCGGACUCUCCCGCCACCGGCGCGCAUUGGAUGAGGCAGCUAGUCUCGUUCCAGAAAUUGAAAUUGACGAACAACCACCUGGAUCCGUUUGGACACAUUAUCCUGAACUCGAUGCAUAAAUACCAGCCCCGGAUUCACAUCGUUAAAGCGGAUGAAAACAACGGGUUUGGAUCUAAAAACACCGCGUUCUGCACCCACGUCUUCCCCGAGACAGCCUUCAUCGCAGUCACGUCCUAUCAGAAUCACAAGAUAACACAGCUGAAGAUUGAGAACAACCCGUUUGCCAAAGGCUUCCGUGGAAGUGAUGACAUGGAGCUGCACAGGAUGUCUAGAAUGCAAAGCAGCAAGGAGUACCCGGUGGUUCCCCGCAGCACUGUGCGCCAGCGUGUGGGUCCCAGCCAGAGCCCCUUCAGCGGGGAGGCGCAGGGCCUGCCCCCCUCCCUGGGCUCCCAGUACUCCCAGUGUGAGAACGGGGUCACCAGCACCUCCCAGGACCUGCUGCCCCAGGCCAGCUCCUACCCCCAGGAGCACAGCCAGGACUACCACUGCAUCAAGAGGAAAGCAGUGGAGGAUGACUGCCACUCAGGUGAGCACAGCUACAAGAAGGCCUACCUGGAGAGCUCCUCCAGCGAGGAUGACCAUUACUACCGGCCCAUCAGUUACCCCCAGACCCUGGGGCUCCCCGGCGCUCCCUACAGGAGCGAGGCGGGGCCACGGCAGGCCUGCAUGUACGCCAGCUCCACCCAGGGCUCGGAGCUCGUCCCCAGUCUGGAAGACAUCAGCUGCAACACCUGGCCGUCCGUCUCGCCCUAUGGGGGCUGCUCGGUCGCCACCAUGCAGCCAAUGGAGCGCCUUCCGUACCAGCACUUCUCCGCCCACUUCACCUCCGGACCCCUGGUGUCCAGACUGGGCGGGGUCACAGGCCACGCCUCCCCGCAGCUGAGUGACGCCCACCACGCCAUGUACCAGGGUUCCAUGUCCCAUCAGGCCUUGGGGCGGCAGUGCAGUCCUGGGGGCGCGAUCCAGACGCCCCCCGGCGCCGGUCUCCAGGGCAACGAGUACCUGUACUCGCACGGCCUACCUCGCACGCUGUCCCCGCACCAGCAGUACCACACCGUGCAUAGCGUCAGCCUGAUGCCUGACUGGAGCGAGAACAGCUAGAGGCUCUCGGAGACGUGGGACCAGGAACGGCACAGAGGGUCAUUCUAUAUUUAUAUUUUCGGAAGCUAUUCUUGGUGGGUCGAGUGAGAUUAGUGGCUGGGACUGAAACUCACAGUUGUGGAUGUUGUGGCGCUCUGGAGGCAGGGACGUGUGCGGAGAGGUUGUUGCUGGACAGGAUGAAUCCUCCUCUGGACCCAGCAGCAGCUUCCUCUACAGACACUCAAACUAUCCUGUUUUAAUAGAUGAGAAUUUUGUAUCACAACGUUCAAAAGCAUAUUAUGUUUUCUUUCUUUUUUUGUCUGUGAUAGUAGAAAGUUCCCACCCUUAUUCUGUAGGUUGUAUGUCUUAGAUUUUGUGUAAAAAAUAAUAAUAAAAAAAUAGAUUAUAUCGUUUGAGGCCUGUUAUACCAACCUGGAAGUUUCAUAUUUGAGGCCUUCACCUUCUCGGGAAGAUAACAUCUUCUUAUUUCAUACUGCACCACAAAACUGAGUUUUAAACUCCUGGCAGAUUCGUUUUUUAAAUUGCAGAAUGUAAAGCCAGUUAUCUGUCUGCCUUGUAGAGUUAAAACAAGAGAAUGAUAAUAGACGGAUCUGGGAUUCAAACCCAGGCCUAAGCCAGGCCAAAGCCAUACAGCUGUAGGGCUAGAUCAUAGGCCAAACCUGGGCCAAUCCUGGGACACACUCAGGCCACACCCAGGUCAGAUUCAGGCCAGGCCACACCCAGGCUAAAUGUGGGCCAGAUGGUCAGGAAGGUGAGAGAGGUGGUGUAGCCACACCAGGCCAGUUCUCCUGGCGACGCAGCCCUCCCAGGGACACCCCACCAGCCUGGACAGGGAAAGGAAGCAGUAUUUGCAUAUCUUUACUUUGUUUUUGUUUCGAAUAUCAUUUUUUAAAUUGUGUAUUUUACGUGUUUUACCCAGUAAAUGUGUGUUGUUUCACAAUCAUUUCAUUUCUUCACAGAUUUAGGCACUUGUCCCACAGCCUCGGUCCAGCGGAAUCAGAAACGUUCAGAUUUAUCAUCUUAGAUAACACUGCAUAGAAUGCACAAGGGGAGUGAAAAAUAAUUUACCAUUUACAAAUAACACAGAAGUCAGAAUGUUCAUAACUGAGACAUGGAAUAAAUAAAGAACAAUUCAGUCCAAUGCCAGUCAGCCAGUUCUGCCUCUCAAGAUCAAUGUUCUAUAAAAAAAAUUGAUAUGCUUGUAGAUUGAUAGUGUUGCUUGUCGAUAGUAUUUAUUUCUUUCCGCUUUUGUGAAUGAAACAUGUUGCUGUUGUAUCGAAGAUGCAAACAAGUUAGUUUGUCUUGCUUCCUUUGUUAUGUCUACUUUUGGUUAUUUUGUUUUUAUAGGCGCAAUUUCUAAAUAAAAAAAUCAUACUGCUUUAGAUAUCAAGAACAUUAAUAUACAUAUGUGAAAAGUAUUAAGAAGAGAGAAAUAGGUUGCUGUUGUAAAUAAACUCACAUGUAUAGACUACAGAAAACUGCAAUAAAUGUAAAAGAGCAUUCUG